Emericellopsis atlantica is the source of this 1471-nucleotide messenger RNA. RefSeq lists its product as uncharacterized. Bases 122 to 1255 code for a protein of 377 amino acids. The transcript has 5 exons. NCBI's taxonomy places the organism in Eukaryota, Fungi, Ascomycota, Sordariomycetes, Hypocreales, Bionectriaceae. The record is from RefSeq and is a predicted model, not a curated record.
AGGCUCUUAGCUCCAUACCGUACACACGGGGUUGCAAAACCUCCACCCUUCAACCACACGCACACGACCAGGACGACUACACGACGACAACAGCAGCCGUAGCUGCCAUCACCAGAACAAGAUGGACGACAUGCGGCCCCUCGCCUACGGGGUCAUUACUGCGCUUUUUCCCAUCGCCAUGAUCACAAUCCCGAUGCGCAUUUGGGUCCGAGGAGUUGCCCUGCAGGCCCUCAGCUGGGACGACUGGAUGAUGGCAAGCAUGCUGAUCUUCUUCCCCACGCAGCAAGCCAUUCUGUACUUUUUCCUCGACAAGGGCGCCGGCGAGCACCUUGAAGUAGUCCUGGCGACACGACCCGAGGUCAUGACAGACCUCCUCAAGGUAGGCACAGGCGGGCAUCCCGAAAGGGGUUUUGCGAACGAAACACAACUAACACGAGACGGUGGCCAGGGUCUCCUAGCCGAGGAGUUCUACUAUGUCUGGAUGCAGUUCAGCGUCAAGCUGUGCUUUUUGCUCUUCUUCUUCCGUCUCUCCAGCCAGCGGCCAUUCCGCAUUGCACUGUGGUCCGUCAUUGUCUUCCAUGUCGGGUCCACCAUUGCGAUAUGGCUGCUCUAUGCCUUGCAAUGCCAGCCGCUGGAGGCCUUCUACUAUAAAGAGCGCUACCCGGACGUCCAGUGCAUCAGUAACGAUAUCGCAUACUUUAUCCCCUACUCGCUGAACCUUUUUGUGGACGUCUGCAUCUUCGUCCUUCCCCUCCCGACCAUCAUCACACUGCAAAUGUCGAGCAAGAGAAAGCUGGCCGUCAUUGCCGUCGUCACCGCCGGUGGCUCGGCCGUGCUGUGCGGCGGCCUGCGGGCCAUCAUCCUCUUCGAAUUCUCCGAGUCCCCCGACUUCACCUGGGCGCUGGGCAAGAUGGUCAUCAUCUCGGCCGUCGAGAUCGACAUGGGCAUCAUCGCCGCCAACAUGCCGGCCAUCAAGGCCUUUUACAAGUGCUGGCGCCAAGGCAAGCUCGGGGCCGGCCAGGGCAAGUAUCUGGAGAACAGCAGCGCCGGUCAAGCCUCGGCCGGCUCCCGGAGUGCCGGGCUGGAGCUCUCCAGCAACGCGCCACGGUCCAAGACCGGCGCCGCCGUCCACGUGGGGCCCAGGGAGCGGCUACCUUCGACGGAGAGCGAGAGGGAACUCUGGGAGCUCCCUAGGCAGAAGCCCAAGAAAGCCGAAUACGAGAGCUCAUGGCGCAGUGAAGAGGUUUCGACAUAGGCAGGCCCCCAAGUAUAGUCCUUUCGACAUGCAGUUGAGCGAUGGGAGUAACAAGCUCGAUAUCAGCUGGACCACAUCAUACAUCGCUGUACAUGUAUGAUAUGAGGUCCAAGUUGCAACCCGUCGUCAGGAUUGUAAAAAUAAUGUUAGCGGCUGGAAUUGAGUAUUUUGGGCAUGUUCUAUCAGUUCAUGAUUCUACUGAGUUACGUAGAGACG